CAGGUCACUGCUGGGGGAGAUGCAAGGAGUUGCCCAGGACUGCCCCAUACAUCAGUGGCAGAGCCAGGAGUCCUGACUGCAGUCCCAUGCUCUCGCCACUGGCCCAGGCUCCCCCAUGGGCUGCAGUCAGGCUGACCUGUUACAAAUCUUUGGCUCUCCCCCCCCCCCACCCCAGCUUUGUUGUGGCUCGGCCCUGCUCACACCAGCAGAUUUUUGCUCGUCGCUCACAGCCUCCUCGCGCAGAGUCAGCAAGAAACCGCGAGGUGCUUGUGAUGGAAAAUGUGUGUCAGGCUGGGGCAGGAGCUGGAGGAAGUUCUCUGGGUGAAAUGCUGAGUGGGGCAGGGGGCGGGAGUUUCUACUGAAAGGGUGAAACUGGUGCAGCUGGGAGCUGGUUUGGUGACAAUGGCUGAGGCUCGUGGCUGUAUUGUGUUCUUGAAACCCCUAAAACCCAGGAGUUCUGGCUCCCAGCCCCCCUUAACCACUAGCCCCCACUUCCCUCCCAGAGCUGGGGACAGAACCCAGGAGUCCUGGCUCCCAGCCCCCGCAACCACUAGCCCCCAGUCCCCUCCCAGAGCUGGGGACAGAACCCAGGAGUCCUGGCUCCCAGCCGCCCCUAACCACCAGCCCCCACUCCCCUCCCAGAUCCAGGGACAGAACCCAGGAGUCCUGGCUCCCAGACACUAGGCCUGCAUGGGCUUGUCCCUCAGAGGGACCCGGAGCUGCCAGUGACUGAGCUCCCUCUGCAGGGGCCAUAGGGGUGUGGGGGGUGAUCUUGGCCUGGCCCUCCCGACUCCUGUCCCUGAUCAGAGGGGACAGCCCUGGAGCCAUUCCCAGCAGCCCCAUAACGAGCUGGUGCCAGCACGUGGUAGGGAUUCUUCUCCCCGUGUAAUUCCCCCCCCGCGGGCGCGACCUGUGCCCUGGGUGAAAGUCCAGGCAGGGGGCGGGAACAGGGACUCUGAUCUGAGCCAGGCGGAGGUGACACGCCAGCGUCUUGGCGUGGGGCAGCGCCCGCAUGCAGCCGCUGUCCUCGGUGGCCCCCAGACCCGCCCGCCACCGGCUCCGGGCACCCGGCGAUGAGCAGGGAGCAGACACCAGCUGCACUGGGAUGAUGCGGGAUGGGGCAGUGCCGCAGAACAAGCCGUGGAAGAAACUCAAGAGCAUGGUCCACUGGUCGCCUUUCGUCGUGUCCUUCAAGAAGUGCUACCCCUGGGUGCAGCUGGCCGGCCAUGCGGGGAAUUUCAAAGCCGGGGACUACGGGCAGAUCCUGAAAAAGUUCUGCCCGUGUGAGCAGCAAUGCCUGGAGCGCCUCAUGCAGGACUCGCUGCGCCCCCACGUGCCCGCCUACUUCGGGCUGGUGCAGCGGGACGGCGAGUGCUACAACCAGAUGGAGGAUCUGCUGGCCGGCUUCGAGACGCCCUCCCUCAUGGACUGCAAGAUGGGGGUCAGGACGUACCUGGAGGAGGAGUUGGAGCAGGCCCGGCAGCGGCCCCGGCUGCGCCGCGACAUGUACGAGAAGAUGGUGGCGGUGGAGCCGGGGGCGCCCACGCCCGAGGAGCACGCCCAGCGCGCCGUGCUCAAGCCCCGUUACAUGCAGUGGAGGGAGUCGCUCAGCUCCACCGCCACUCUGGGCUUCCGCAUCGAGGGCAUCAAGAAAGCCGAUGGCACCUGCAGCACCAACUUCAAGAAGAUGCGGCUGCCCGAGCAGGUGGUGCAGGCGCUGGGCGACUUCGUGGACGGCGACAGAACCAUCCUGGCCACCUACCUGGGCCGCCUGGAGGAGCUGCGGGUGGCGCUGGAGCAGUCCGAGGUCUUCAAGAGCCACGAGGUGGUGGGGAGUUCUCUGCUUUUCGUCCAUGACCGGACGGGGCUGGCCAAGGUUUGGAUGAUCGACUUCGGCAAGAUGGUGCCGCUGGCCGGGGGGAAGACGCUGACGCACCGGCUGCCGUGGGUGGAGGGGAACCGGGAGGACGGCUACCUCUGGGGGCUGGACAAUCUCAUCGCCAUCUUCAGCACCAUGGUGCAGAACUGAGUCGGGCGCUGGCAGGGCCUGGGCCGGUGGCUGGCGCACUGGGGACCCCCAGCACCGGCUCUGUGCAAUAGACGGGCACUGCCGUGCGGUGCCCUCCCUGCCUCUUAUUUAUACAGCCAGAUAUGCUACAGCCCCGCUCGGAGCUGGGACCCGUCGCACCCCGUCUGCCUGCGCCAGCUUCCAUCAGCUGACGGCCCCGCGCCGGGGAGGCACCUGCAGGGCCUGGCCCGUCACACAGACGUGAUGGGGCCUGUUUUACAGCAGCCAACGGGAAGGGGCGCGACCUGCUCCCGUCUGGGAGCGGAGCCAUUUCCCGCUCAGCUGCUCGUUCCGUGGCCCAGGGAACCCCGGGAAGGCCAAGGCCGAGAUGGGAGCCACCAGCGCUUCGGAGGGCACGGGGGCAGCGAUCCUGCACUCCGGGCGACGCCGGCCGGAGCGGAACCGAACCAAAGGGGGCUCGGAUCCUCCGGGCCCCUCUCCUGUUCGUGGCCCAUUUUCCUUCAGCUCUGCUUAAUUUCGCAGCUGGGUCCGGUUCCUGCCCCUGCUGGCAUCAGACCCCGCCCCACCACUGGGCGGCUCCACGGGACCUGAUCGGCAGGGGGCU
This is a messenger RNA of Dermochelys coriacea (leatherback sea turtle), 2633 nucleotides long. It is a transcript of the gene ITPKC, whose product is annotated as inositol-trisphosphate 3-kinase C. Gene Ontology annotation, molecular function: inositol-1,4,5-trisphosphate 3-kinase activity; inositol tetrakisphosphate kinase activity. Gene Ontology annotation, biological process: inositol phosphate biosynthetic process. Lineage: Eukaryota; Metazoa; Chordata; Testudines; Dermochelyidae. The record is from RefSeq and is a predicted model, not a curated record. Bases 1013 to 2029 code for a protein of 338 amino acids. Gene Ontology annotation, cellular component: cytoplasm; nucleus. The transcript has 7 exons.